AUGAGAAUAGCGGGGCAAAGCAAGACCAAAACUACGAAUAACGCGGGGAAGAGCAAGACCAAUACUACGAGUAUAGCUGGACAGAGCAAGACCAAGACUAUGAAGCGGGCAGAGCAAGACCAAUAUUACGAGUAUAGCGGGACAGAGCAAGACCAAGACUAUGAGUACAGCGGAGUGGAGCAAAACCAAUACUACGAUUAUUGCGAAGUAUGGCAAGAGCAAGACUAUGAGAAUAGCGGGGCAGAGCAAGACCAACUCUAUGAGUACAGCGGAGUGGAGCAAAACCAAUACUACGAUUAUUGCGAAGUAUGGCAAGAGCAAGACUAUGAGAAUAGCGGGGCAGAGCAAGACCAAGACUACGAGUAUAUGGGGGUAGAGCAAGACCAAGACUACGAGUAUAUGGGGGUAGAGCAAGACCAAGACUACGAGAAUAGCGGGGCAGAGCAAGACCAAGACUACGAGUAUAUGGGGGUAGAGCAAGACCAAGACUACGAGUAUUGCGAAGUAGAGCAAGAGCAAGACUACGAGAAUAGCGGGGCAGAGCAAGACCAAGACUACGAGUAUAUGGGGGUAGAGCAAGACCAAGACUACGAGUAUAUGGGGGUAGAGCAAGACCAAGACUACGAGUAUAGCGGGGCAGAGCAAGACCAAGACUACGAGUAUAGCGGGGCAGAGCAAGACCAAGACUACGAGUAUAGCGGGGCAGAGCAAGACCAAUAUUACGAGUAUAGCGGGGCAGAGCAAGACCAAUAUUACGAGUAUAGCGGGACAGAGCAAGACCAAGACUACGAGUAUAUGGGGAGCAAGACCAAGACUACGAGUAUAGCGGGACAGCAAGACCAAGACUACGAGUAUAGCGGGGCAGAGCAAGACCAAGACUACGAGUAUAGCAGGGCAGAGCGAGACCAAUAUUACGAGUAUAGCGGGACAGAGCAAGACCAAGACUAUGAGUAUAGCGGAGUGGAGCAAGACCAAUACUACGAGUAUAGCGAGGCAGAGGAAGACCAAGACUACGAGUAUAGCGAGGCAGAGCAAGACCAAUACUACGAGUAUAGCGGGGCAGAGAAAGACCAAUAUUACGAGUAUAGGGAGGCAGAGCAAGACAAAGACUACGAGUAUAGCGGAGUGGAGCAAGACCAAUACUACGAGAAUAGCGGGGCAGAGCAAGACCAAGACUACGAGUAUAGCGGGGCAGAGCAAGACCAAGACUACGAGUAUAGCGGGGCAGAGCAAGACCAAGACUACGAGUAUAGCGAGGCAGAGCAAGACCAAGACUACGAGUAUAGCGGGGUAGAGCAAAACCAAGACUACGAGUAUAACGGAGUAAAGCAAGACCAAGACUAUUAG
Molecule: messenger RNA, 1347 nt
Organism: Mya arenaria
Lineage: Eukaryota; Metazoa; Mollusca; Bivalvia; Myida; Myidae
Product: probable serine/threonine-protein kinase kinX
Exons: 3
Coding region: 1-1347 (448 amino acids)
Source: RefSeq, a predicted model, not a curated record